GAUAAAUACUUGAGAAAAUAGGUUAAAAAUACGGAAAUAAAAUACAAUUUCAUUUUACAUAAAUGCUAGAAAUGUUAAAGAAUCCAUAGGAGGACAAAAAAUACUUGAAAAUCCUAAAUGUGCAUACUUUUCAAAAGUUAAGAAGGGCACAAAGUUGUAUAGGGCAGUUGAUAAUGUCAAUGUCAAGCAAGUGCUGGUCACAGUGCGGAUACGAAUAUUUAACUUUCAAGUUCAACUUACAGUGACUUGCCUUGCACAUUGCACUAUCGCCAGAUUACGCGGGAAAACAUAAAUUUUAAAUCACUGAUUAUUUUAUCAAAUUAAAUUGAAACUUUUAUGAACGUUUAAUAUGUGUGGUCGAACUGGACUAUCAUUAAAUAAAGAACAACUUCGUUGUGCCUGUAGUUACAAGGAUAAGAAAAAAGAUUCUUUUAAUAAACCAGAAUGGCUACACGAGCAUAAUGACGGAAAAGAAUACGUACCUUCUUAUAACAUUGCACCAACUGAUGUUACGCCAGUCUUAAUAUCUUCUAAGAAUUAUAAAAGUAUUGAAGGCAGUAGAAUUUUAAAGCCUAUGAUGUGGGGGCUAAUACCUCCAUGGCAUAAGGGUAACUACCGCACAAAUAAUUUAAGUACAAAUAAUUGUCGAAUAGAGAACAUAAGAACAUCAAAACUUUAUAGCCCUAUUUUGUUAAAUGGAGGCAGAUGUAUAAUAAUGGUUGAGGGUUAUUACGAAUGGCAAACUACUGUUAAAAAUAAAGUUAAGCAACCUUUUUACAUGUACACUCCACAAGAAGAACACAUAAAGAUUGAUGACUGUAGCACAUGGCAAAACAGUUAUGAUGAAAAAAGUGGAUGGAAAGGCAUCAAACUAUUAUAUAUAGCUGGGCUGUAUAACAUUUGGCAAGAAAAUGAUAUCAUUAUUUAUUCAUACACUAUUAUAACUAUGGAUUCAAGCAGUAAAUUAGAAUGGUUACAUCACAGAAUGCCUGCCAUUUUAGAAACAGAAGAACAAAUAGAGGUAUCACUUAAUUUCAUAAACCAUAUUUCAAAUGAUACACAAUUUGGUGUGCAAAAUAAGAUCUGAGUAUUUUAAAGUACCUUGUAGUUUCACUGGUCUUUGUAAUACACCUAUUUUAUAGAUUAUCUAAUCAACAAAUAUCAAUUAUACAAGGAAAAUUACUUUAGUAUGCCUGUUUCUCAAACAUACCUCUGACAGACUAUACUUCCCUGUCUGAAUAAAAACAAUCCUAACUAUACAAAUUAAGACAGUCCUUAUUUAUAGCCUCACUAGUCUUGCCAGUUACUAGUUACCUUACUCUAAACAGUCGCCAUCCAUCUUUUUUAAGAUUAGUGGUCCAGGGUACAACAGAAUUUGUAUCACUUAAAUAAUUAACCACACAGAAAUUGUAAUCAUUAAAGGAAACCUGCUCCUAUUUUUCAUUAUAAUCAAAUAUUAUUAAUUGACAUAUGUUUGGAGAAUUUUAUAAAUUAUACAAAAUAAUAA
Molecule: messenger RNA, 1507 nt
Organism: Papilio polytes (common Mormon)
Lineage: Eukaryota; Metazoa; Arthropoda; Insecta; Lepidoptera; Papilionidae
Product: embryonic stem cell-specific 5-hydroxymethylcytosine-binding protein
Exons: 4
Coding region: 350-1087 (245 amino acids)
Biological process (GO): DNA damage response
Molecular function (GO): single-stranded DNA binding
Source: RefSeq, a predicted model, not a curated record